CGCGUCACUUCCGCUUCCGGCGGUGACGGGAAGCGGAAGUUGCUGAGGGGACGUGUCCGAGAGCGGCGGGAGCCGGGAUCUGGGGCAAUAUGGAGCUAGAGGCAAUGAGCAGGUACACCAGCCCAGUGAACCCGGCUGUCUUCCCGCACCUCACUGUGGUGCUGCUUGCCAUUGGCAUGUUCUUCACCGCAUGGUUCUUCGUUUAUGAGGUGACAUCCACCAAGUACACGCGAGACAUCUACAAGGAGCUGCUGAUCUCACUGGUGGCAUCGCUCUUCAUGGGGUUUGGUGUCCUGUUCCUGCUGCUGUGGGUUGGGAUCUAUGUGUGAGGCCCAGGCACAGUGACGUGUGGACCUCCAGUGGCUGUGGGAAACUCCGGAGAAGUUCUUUUUGUAUUUGUUUUAUACUUCAGUGUGGGAGCUUGCUUCAGGCAUGGACUGUACUCCUGUCAGGUGACUCCUGCCAGCACAACAAACCAAACCUGAAUAAAACUGGCUCUGUGAUGCACCUGCAGUUUUGUCUCUUAGAUGUUUGUACGUGAUUUUCUGAACCAACUCUGAUUUCUGCACAAAAUCCAUAAACCUUGGGACAGGCCCUUUAUUGUACCCACAGCCUUUUCCUGGGCUGUUUGGAAUAGCAGAAGCAGCUGUUUUGUAAGGCAAUAAGCAUAAUUCGUAUUUCCUUCUAAGCAGUUGAAAAAACGAGGGGAAUUUAGCUAGACAUCCUACUGCAGAGAGUAACAAAUGCUGUGAAACUGCAGCUGGUGGUGUGUAGCACCCUGGUAUCGAACUCAGAUGUCUUGGCAAUAGAGUUCCUGUGCUGCAGUGAGUGGUGUCUGGUUGGACAACGCUCAGCACUGCAGAAAAGUUACAAAGAGCAUUUUAAUGAGCUAGAGCUUUGUUUGAAAGAAGCAUUAACUCCAACUGAGGAUUUGUUGUUGCUCAUGGAUGUCCAGUGCUGUGUAUGCCCAGAAGUGUUUCAGUGCUGCCUUGUGCCCUGCUGCAGCUGGAGUCUAGAAGUCUCGGGUGACACAAACUGUGUUUGUGGGACAUGAGGUUUUGGAGGAAUGCUUGAGCUGACUGUGUCCUUUGUUCAAGCAUUAUUGAAUUAAUGCUUUGAAAGCAUUUAUUUACGGCACGCAUCGCUCUGCUUGUAAGGCAGCUUGCAUUUGGAGCCUCGCCUUCAGAGCAGUUAGGACUCGGAGAUACAAAUUCUGCAGGUACCACACAGACUUAAAGCCUUGAUACACUGUCUGGAGGAGGCUUUCCCUCUGCAGGUUCUCUCAGAUGCCUUCUGGAUGUGGCCCUGACCUCUGAGAUGUGAGCAGCCACAGCUCUUCUUACAUCUGUUCCAAAGCAGGACACCUGCAGUUGUCCUGAGCCUGCUGUGGGCACGUCUGGCAGCUCCCACUGAGUCAUUCGCACUGGGGUUCCUCGCUCUUGUGAUGAGCAGUUUGUGAACUGAAAGGGAAAAAAGAGCAAGGGAGGAACACAGCCAGGAGCCAUCCUUGAGUACAAAGCAAUAUUCAUAUAUUUAUUUAUAUAGGCAUAUUUACCUCCAGCAUAAAACAAAGUCUAAAUAAGCCAAACAUAAAAGUGGGGAAUCUGAAGACUCAGCACUCCAAUUUAGCAAAAUAUAAAUAUAAAUCAGAAAGAAAGGAAGGGAAACCACACUUGUUCCCCACAAAUAAAAACCUAUGAUCAAUAAUACCUGCUAAGAAGGCAACUCUACGAACUCGC
Messenger RNA from Lagopus muta (rock ptarmigan), 1739 nucleotides. It is a transcript of the gene TMEM258, whose product is annotated as transmembrane protein 258. Gene Ontology annotation, biological process: protein N-linked glycosylation. Gene Ontology annotation, cellular component: membrane-bounded organelle. The transcript has 4 exons. Bases 90 to 329 code for a protein of 79 amino acids. NCBI's taxonomy places the organism in Eukaryota, Metazoa, Chordata, Aves, Galliformes, Phasianidae. The record is from RefSeq and is a predicted model, not a curated record.